Struthio camelus australis is the source of this 4020-nucleotide messenger RNA. The record is from RefSeq and is a predicted model, not a curated record. Lineage: Eukaryota; Metazoa; Chordata; Aves; Struthioniformes; Struthionidae.
CAAGCUCUGUGAGUGCCAAACAGUGAGUUAUGGUCUGGAUUGCUACCCGUGCAUCAUGAAGAUUGACUUUAUUUUUACUCUUCUAAGGAUCACGUGCUUUAUGAAUUCACUUUCUCCUCCACCUCACUGCCACCUCCAUCAAUAUUGUUAUCACUUCUAGGAAACCAGAACUUGAGGCUUGGCCUUCAACUCAGCCUUUCCUCUCUCCUUGGAACAACCAGUGUCACCUUUGUGUUCUACCAAAAAAAUCACUGUGGGUUAUUUUGCCCUUCGCAAAAGUACACUGCCUGGAGAAAUCACUUCACAUACCCUUUUCUUCUGGAAUAAAGGCCUCCAGAUCCUAAAGAACAGCUGAAAUCUUUACUUGGAGAGGAGACGUUUCCUCUCAGUCACAUGCACUUGCUGUCUCUCUUUCCACCUACUCUUCCUCUCUCUCUGUCUCUCUUUCUGCUUUCCUUCUCCUGUGGGAUUUAUCAGAUUUGGUGUUGACUGCUGGGGUUCUCCUCCCAGUAUUGUGGCUUUUAUUUUUCUCCUAGGGAAGAGGAGGUUCUUGAAACAAUGGGCUUCACCCUCCACUCUGUCUACUUCACCUUGAAGGUGAGUUUGCUGUUGGGCUCCUUGCUGGGUCUCUGCUUGGGUCUGGAGUUCAUGGGCAUCCCCAACCAGUGGGCCCGCUACCUCCGCUGGGAUGCCAGCACCAGGAGCGAACUCAGCUUCCAGUUCAAGACCAAUGUCUCAGCUGGGCUGCUUCUCUACUUCGAUGACGGUGGUGUCUGCGACUUCCUUUGUCUGUCCCUUGUUGAUGGGCGCAUCCAGCUCCAGUUUAGUGUGGACUGUGCUGAGACUACAGUUAUCACAGACAAGCAGGUCAAUGACAGCAAUUGGCACUUCCUGAUGGUCAGCCGCAAUCACCUUCGGACGGUGCUAGUGCUGGAUGGUGAAGCCAAGCCUGGUGAGGUGCGUCCACAGCGCCAGUAUAUGAACAUUGUCAGCGACCUUUUUGUGGGUGGAGUCCCGCUGGACAUCCGUCCUGCUGCCUUGACCCUCGAUGGUGUUCUGAGUGAGCCUCCAUUUCAAGGAUUUAUCCUGGAUCUGAAAUAUGGCAACUCUGAGCCACAGCUCCUGGGCAGUCAAGGGGUUCGGCUGGACGUGGAAGGGCUCUGUGCAGAAAACCCCUGUGAAAAUGGUGGCACGUGCUUUCUUCUGGACGGCGAGCCACACUGUGACUGCUCAGCCACUGGAUAUGCUGGCAAACUCUGUUCUGAAGAUGUCAAUCAUAUUCCAGGCCUCUCACACCUGAUGAUGGGUGAACAAGGUAGAAGUAAAGCACGAGAUGAGAACAUGGCCACUUUCCGUGGUUCAGAAUAUCUUUGCUAUGACCUGUCUCAAAACCCCAUCCAGAGCAGCAGUGAUGAGAUCACCCUCUCUUUCAAGACAUGGCAACGCAAUGGGCUCAUUCUGCACACCGGCAAGUCGGCUGAUUAUGUCAACCUGGCUCUGAAAGAUGGUGCAGUCUCGUUGGUCAUUAACCUGGGGUCUGGGGCCUUCGAGGCCAUUGUGGAGCCUGUCAAUGGCAAAUUCAAUGACAACGCGUGGCACGAUGUUAAAGUGACACGCAACCUGCGACAGCACUCAGGCAUUGGACACGCUAUGGUGACAAUCUCUGUGGAUGGCAUCCUUACCACCACGGGCUACACGCAGGAGGACUACACCAUGCUGGGCUCAGAUGACUUCUUUUAUGUAGGAGGGAGCCCCAGUACUGCUGAUUUACCUGGCUCUCCAGUAAGCAAUAACUUCAUGGGCUGCCUCAAAGAGGUUGUUUAUAAGAAUAACGACAUUCGUCUGGAGCUGUCUCGCUUGGCACGGAUUGGUGAUACUAAGAUGAAGAUCUAUGGAGAAGUGAAAUUUGUAUGCGAGAACGUGGCUACAUUGGAUCCCAUCAGUUUUGAGACGCCUGAGGCCUAUAUCAGUCUGCCUAAAUGGAAUACCAAAAGGAUGGGUUCCAUCUCCUUUGAUUUCCGAACCACUGAACCCAAUGGACUGAUCCUUUUCACCCAUGGAAAGCCCCAGGAGAGGAAAGAUGCCAGGAGCCAGAAAAAUACAAAGGUAGACUUCUUUGCAGUGGAGCUUCUAGACGGGAACCUUUAUUUGCUGCUGGAUAUGGGCUCUGGUACCAUUAAAGUGAAGGCCACCCAGAAGAAAGCCAAUGAUGGAGAGUGGUAUCAUGUGGAUAUUCAACGAGAUGGAAGAUCAGGUACUAUAUCAGUGAACAGCAGACGCACUCCAUUCACUGCUAGUGGGGAGAGUGAAAUCCUGGAUCUGGAAGGUGACAUGUAUCUGGGUGGGCUCCCUGAGAAUCGGGCAGGACUCAUCCUUCCCACAGAACUCUGGACAGCAAUGCUGAACUAUGGCUAUGUUGGCUGUAUCCGAGACUUGUUCAUUGAUGGACGAAGCAAGAACAUCCGGCAGCUGGCAGAGGCGCAGAAUGCAGCAGGAGUCAAAUCCUCCUGCUCCCGCCUCAGCACCAAGCAAUGCGACAGCUACCCAUGUAAAAAUAAUGCAGUCUGCAAGGACGGCUGGAAUCGCUUCAUUUGUGACUGCACUGGCACUGGCUAUUGGGGUAGAACGUGCGAGCGAGAGGCCUCCAUCUUGAGUUACGAUGGCAGCAUGUACAUGAAGAUCAUCAUGCCUAUGGUCAUGCAUACAGAAGCAGAAGACGUAUCCUUCCGUUUCAUGUCCCAGCGCGCCUAUGGGCUGUUGAUGGCAACCACCUCAAGAGAUUCUGCUGACACUCUGCGCCUGGAGCUGGAUGGAGGCCGUGUCAAACUUAUGGUUAAUUUAGACUGUAUCAGGAUAAACUGUAACGCCAGCAAGGGACCCGAAACGCUUUAUGCUGGGCAGAAACUCAAUGACAACGAGUGGCACACUGUCCGAGUAGUUCGUCGAGGAAAGAGCCUCAAGCUAAUGGUGGAUGAUGAUGUUGCUGAGGGCACAAUGGUUGGUGAUCACACCCGCCUGGAGUUCCACAACAUUGAGACGGGGAUCAUGACAGAGAAACGGUACAUUUCCGUCAUCCCCUCCAGCUUCAUUGGCCACCUCCAGAGCCUUAUGUUUAAUGGGAUGCUCUACAUUGACCUGUGCAAGAAUGGUGACAUUGACUACUGUGAGCUGAAGGCACGCUUUGGUCUCCGCAACAUUAUAGCUGACCCUGUGACAUUCAAGACCAAGAGCAGCUACCUGAGCUUGGCCACCUUGCAGGCUUAUACGUCCAUGCAUCUCUUCUUUCAGUUCAAAACCACCUCAGCUGAUGGUUUCAUCCUCUUUAAUAGUGGUGAUGGCAAUGACUUUAUUGCAGUUGAACUAGUCAAGGGGUAUAUACACUAUGUGUUUGACCUUGGAAAUGGACCUAAUGUUAUUAAAGGCAACAGCGAUCGUCCUCUUAAUGACAACCAGUGGCACAAUGUUGUAAUCACUAGAGAUAAUAGUAACACACAUAGCCUGAAGGUGGACACCAAGGUGGUCACUCAGGUUAUCAAUGGUGCCAAAAAUCUGGACCUUAAAGGUGACCUCUACAUUGCUGGGCUAGCUCAAGGCAUGUAUAGCAACCUCCCGAAGCUAGUGGCCUCCCGCGAUGGAUUUCAGGGCUGCCUAGCGUCUGUCGACUUGAAUGGGCGUCUGCCUGAUCUAAUCAAUGAUGCUCUACACCGUAGUGGGCAGAUUGAGCGUGGAUGUGAAGGACCAAGCACUACCUGCCAAGAAGAUUCCUGUGCCAAUCAGGGCAUCUGUAAUCAGCAGUGGGAAGGUUUCACUUGCGAUUGUUCCAUGACUUCAUAUUCUGGAAGCCAGUGUAAUGACCCCCAUUUCAAACGUCAAGUGACUGAUAGCAGAGUUGUUCUGUCAUGCCGGGAAAUAAAAUCAAGAUCUCCUUUUGACCCCUUCAUUAAUUACAAGCAAAGCUUUUCAUUCCUGUGGAUCAGCAAGGACAUCACUUCAGGAUGGAAAAGGUUGGACCUUUGCUAG